GUUUUGUGCACGUGAAGAAGUGUGGUUAUGUUCAACAUUUGAUGAAAUUUAUUUGCUUUUGUGGUGCUUUCGUUGUUUCUUAUUUUUUUGAAAUGAUCUAUUGAACAGUAGUCAAUUAUUAAUAGCAAAUGUUACUUAUUCAACUAAAAAUAAAGAAGUAUUUACCGACCUGUAUAGUUUAUUGUUGGAGACAUGAAAAUUAAAAGAUACAAGAAAGUAAACAAACAUCUGGGGUUUUACAUCAACAAUUUUGGCUUAAGACAGCCAUAUCAGCUACUUGUUGAUGGUACUUUCUGUUAUGCUGCUUUAAAUAAUAAAAUCAACAUAGCUAAUGACAUACCAAGGUACUUACAAGGGGAUAUCAAGUUGCUUACCACACAAUGUGCUGUAAUCGAGAUGGAGAACCUAGGACCGAAGUUAAAUGGAGCUUUACUGAUCCUUAAGAAAUAUGUUGUACAUAAAUGUGGACAUGAACGCAAGCCAAUCACUGGAGCAGAAUGUCUUUUGUCCAUGUUGGGAAAAACAAAUACAAAGCAUUAUAUUAUAGCUACCCAAGAUAGAGAUUUACAAGAUAAAGUUCGAAACAUACCUGGUGCACCAAUUUUAUACCUACAUAUUAAGACUCCUGUAUUUGAACAGCCUUCAAAGGUUUCGAUGGAUACUGUCAAAGACAAAUUAUGUUUAUUGAGCCAUAAUGAAAAGCAGGCUUUGGAAAACCUUAAGGUACAAAGUGGUAUUGAAUGUGUAGAAGAGGAUACGCCAAAAAAGAAGAAGAAGAAGAAUGGUCCUAAUCCCUUGUCUUGUAAGAAGAAGAUGAAGAAAGGUGUGUUAGAUAAUCCUAUAAAAAAGAAAGGGGAGCCAGAAAAGGAGAAGAAGAAGAGGAAAAAGGUUAGGAUUCCAAAGCAUGUGAAAGAAGAAUUGUUAAAAAAGAAAGAUUAGUAAAUAAUUUAUUAUUUAAAAAAAAUCAUUACUUCCUCCAUAAUGCUAACAGGUCUACUCCUGCCCCUUCAGAUUUGCUUGUAUUUUGCGUUUUUUGAUAAUAAGAAUUUCGACAUUAUCUCAUUAACACGUUCACUGCCCAUGCCAACACAGUGUCAGCAUGAGCGUCGCCAUAGCAGUACCCUCGCCGACACUUUGUCGUCGACGAGGUCCCACUAUUAAAUGCUAUGUAGAUAAGUGGGGACUGCAGUUGAGCUGUGUUUACGGAGUGGGCACUCUGUUAAUGUUACAAAAAGU
Molecule: messenger RNA, 1236 nt
Organism: Acanthoscelides obtectus
Lineage: Eukaryota; Metazoa; Arthropoda; Insecta; Coleoptera; Chrysomelidae
Source: the annotation of a GenBank genome assembly